Molecule: messenger RNA, 2710 nt
Organism: Amblyraja radiata (thorny skate)
Lineage: Eukaryota; Metazoa; Chordata; Chondrichthyes; Rajiformes; Rajidae
Gene: dnajb4
Product: DnaJ heat shock protein family (Hsp40) member B4
Exons: 3
Coding region: 429-1454 (341 amino acids)
Biological process (GO): negative regulation of transcription by RNA polymerase II
Cellular component (GO): cytosol
Molecular function (GO): protein-folding chaperone binding
Source: RefSeq, a predicted model, not a curated record
CCCAGCACCUUGGUGUGUGUGUGUGUUUGUGCUCAUGAUUCCAAGUCCCUAAUGAAAAUGCCCCGUUGCUCAAACGUUGGAUAAUUUGACCCAUUGUGAGCGGCUGUUCCUUUUUAGGAGAAAGGACGGCGGCAGGAAUGUUGAAAGUUUGCGUCAGUGUUGUUUUGGGUGGAUGGGAAAUGACGUUUGUAGAUGUUCUGGAAAGAGCUAGGGCUUUUUUUUUUAACCAGGCGGAAUGGGUUUUUAUAUAAAGUCAGCUGCAGUCUAGGGAGAGAGAGAGAGAGCUGUUUUGAGAGCGGUCGGUCACUGCCAGGAGAGAGGUCUGCUUUAAUUAUCCACCCAGCAGAGGCUUUUUCGCCUGCUUUUCUGAAGGGCAGCCCCGCAGUCUUUUUUAUUUUUUAAUUUGUUUUCGCGUUUUGCACUGUACGAUGGGCAAGGAUUAUUACAGCAUCCUGGGCUUGCAAAGGGGGGCUUCCGAAGACGAGGUCAAGAAGGCUUAUCGCAAGCAAGCCCUGAAAUGGCAUCCGGAUAAGAACAAGUCGCCCACCGCCGAGGACAGAUUCAAGGAGGUGGCCGAAGCCUACGAGGUCUUGAGCGACUCUAAGAAGAGGGAAAUCUACGACCAAUUCGGGGAAGAAGGUCUGAAAGGAGGAAUUGGUGGGAACGAUGAUCAGGGCGGGACGUUCCGUUACACGUUCCACGGAGACCCCCACGCCACAUUUGCCGCCUUCUUCAACGGCGCCAACCCCUUCGAGAUGUUCUUCGGGAGGAGGAUGGCAAACGGCCAGCCCGAAGAGUCCAUGGACGUGGACUCGGACAUCUUCGGCCACUUUGGGGGAUUCAGCAUGAACGGCUUCCCCAGGGAGCGGCACAGGGGAGGGAUGAUGGGGCCGAUGCAACGUAAGCAGGACCCCCCCAUCAUCCACGACCUCAAGGUGUCCCUGGAGGAGAUCUUCAACGGCUCGAACAAGAGGAUGAAGAUUUCCAGGAAACGCCUCAACCCCGACGGCAGGACCGUCCGGAUGGAGGACAAAAUACUGACCAUCGAGAUUAAAAAGGGCUGGAAGGAGGGAACUCGGAUCACAUUCCCAAAGGAAGGCGACGAAAUGCCCAACACUAUACCGGCAGAUGUGGUUUUUGUACUGAAGGAUAAGCCUCAUCCCCACUUCAAGAGGGAUGGAUCAAAUAUUGUCUACCAUGCUCGUGUCAACCUACGGGAGGCCCUGUGCGGUUGUACAAUUCACGUUCCCACAAUGGAAGGCAGGUCCAUCUCGAUAACGACCCAGGAGGUGAUUAAGCCGGGCGCGAGGAAGAGAAUAAGCGGCAGGGGAGUGCCGUUCUCAAAAAACCCCCACCAGCGGGGUGACCUGAUCGUGGAAUAUGAGGUCAGCUUCCCAGACUUCCUGAGCACGUCUUCCAAAGAGGGCUUGAAGCGACACUUACCCAUGUCAUAGACGUGAGGGUGGACACAGCAGGCUGGAGUAACUCGGCGGGACAGGCAGCAUCUCUGGAGAGACGUUUCUGGUUGAGACCCUUGAGAGAUGCUGCCUGACCCGCUGAGUUACUCCAGCUUUUUGUGUCUAUCUUCCCCUUGAACCAGCAUCUGCAGUUCCUUUCUUGCUCAUAGAUGUGAGGACGGGUUCCAGCACACAGUGGAACCUCACACUCUUGUACAUAGCGACACAACUGCUUUGAAGUACUGAGCCUGCACGCCCUGGGAAGAAGCAGCAAGGACUGUUUUCGAGAGUUUUCCCCAACUGCAAUAACUUGUUGUCAUGGUGCUUCAGGCAAGCUUUUCACUGUGUUCCGUCUGAUGCAAGCGUGGACGUUUUUGUACGUUUUAAAUUGUUUAUUUGGAUAUGAACGCUGGCUGACUUGAGAGACUAAACCCUUGAAAGAAUGGCAGCGCAGGAUGGUGCAGUGGCGUGGCUGCUAGCGACAGAGACCUAGGUUCGAUCCUUAUCUUGGGUGCUGCCAGCGUGGAGUUUACAUGUUCUCCCUGCGACCGCGUGGGUUUCCUCUGGGUGCGCCCACAUCCUACAAAUGUGCGGGUUUGUAGGCCAAUUGGGCUUCUGUAAAACUGACCCCCAGUGUGUAGGGGAGUGGAUGAGAAAGUGGGAUGACAUAGAACUAGUGUGAAUGGAUGAUCAACGGUCAGCAUGGACUUGGUGGGCCGAAGGGCCUGUUUCCAUGCUGUAUCUAUACUAUAAAUUCACAACGGGUUGGUCUUUUCAAGCUCUGCACAAGCUUGAGAUAAUUUAAAACUAUGUGGAUGAACCUUUUAAUGCAUGUGUUCAUAUGCCCAUGAACCAAGUCUCUUUCACACUCAUCUUUGCUUUGACUUGUACUGGCUCCAGUUUAACAAUUCCUGAUUUUUUUGUUUUCAGUUCUCUCCAUUAUCUGUUACUUGCGAUCUGUUACAUACCCAUCAUGCUGCUCUAUUUCAGGCUUUUUGCUCAUCCCCUGUUACUUUCCCAAUCAUUGUCAAUUGCUGGCCCUUGUGCCAAACCUAUAAAGCCCAGGAUUACAUCUUAAAGUCUCCCUGCCCAUCAUCGUUCCUCCUUUAAGACUCUUCCCACAUCCCACGAUCAGUCAUGUGGGGAGGAAAGACAUUCUUGUCCUAAUCUGAGGAAAGACAUUCUUGCCAUAGAGGGAGUACAGAGAAGGUUCACCAGACUGAUUCCUGGGAUGGCAGGACUUUCAUAUGAAG